ACUACUCUCCAUCUUUUCACUUCUCUUUUCACCUUCCUUCUAUCUUAAUCCAUUCCAACCUACUCCACUCCACUCCACUCUACUCACUUCGCAUAGUCGUCUCCUUCGACUUCAUUAUAUCUGAUUGCCCUUCUUACUCUCAUUAUUGCUUUUUUUAUACUUUUCUACUUUUUUCCCCUACAUCUCCUUAUCUCUCCUUGCUGAUUGCAAUGGUUCAUUCUGAUACGGAUCCUCUCGCCCGAAAGAAACCUACUACUUCCUAUUUCAAGCCUAUAGUUCCUGCUCUCGCUCCCCACUCGCGUGGUCCUGCACUUAUUCGACCCGCUUCAAUCCUCUCUACUUUCUCGCCUGUCACCCCAGAUCCUUCUCCUAUAAUGAGCCCUGAGGACCCAAAGUUCCAACAACAAUCUUAUUCUCGCAGGAAUUCUGGAUCGACUACAACUGCCGCUUCCACGAUUACAGUACACGACCAGGCGUUUUCGGGCCGUACUGCCAGUGGUUCCUCACAACAUCUUCCAACCUUCAGUGACUUGAGUAAACCUACAGGGACACCAAGCUCCUCUUCAAGCUCCUCUUCAUCUACUCCUACUCAUUCUAGUUCUAGGGCUCUGCAUACGCUCUAUCCACAGGGCACACCCCCAAUGUCCCCUGGUGUUGGUCAUGGCUUGAUCUCGCCCAUCACAGGACCCCAUAGGGGAAUUACUGAUCCCAGCCACUACUCUUCAUCAUCAUCGUCGUCUUCCGGGUUCUAUCAGCUUCCACCUCCACUCCAGCCGUUUGCGCCCCGUCAGAGUCCUCAUCAGUCACCCGCGAUGCAACCUCAGCCGAAUCACGGCCACAACAGCUCACUCACAAAUCUACCGUCAUUGCCACCGCCCUCUGUACAUUCCAAUAGCGGAUAUUCACCCAGAUCUACACCUCAAAUGUCACCUCGCUAUAUGGUUUCUCCAGCUCUAGGGCCUCUCUCCCCAUACCCCACACCACAGCAUCAACCUCGCCAUUUCUCCAGUCCUCACUCUGACCCCCUUACAUCAAAACAAUCCAUCCCAGCCAUGAUUCUACCUGCCUCGGCCCUUUCGUCCACUAAUAGUAAUGGCUCAUCUCAUGAUAAUGCUUCAGUAAGAUCAUAUUCAGCCGCCUUACCGCAGCAGGAAUCUGAUACGGUAGGGUCCCCAAUUGCUGGUCCUGUUGCAGACUCCUCUGCACCUAGCUCACCGCGGCGAUAUAUGAUGUUGCCCCCUCAGAGUCCCUCUGCUCCAAUCUCUACAUCUCGACGGUCAUCACGUUCACAAGGCAGGAAGACCAGUGCUGAAUCUAGCCCAACAUCUACCAGCACAAGCACCACCACUCGCCGCCGAACCUCAUCCAGCGCUAAGUUGAUUGACCAAGAGACACGAGACCUGAUGCGUAAGGUAUCGCAUUCUGCGAUUGAGAGACGGCGUCGUGAACGUAUCAAUGACAAGAUUCUGCAACUCAAGCAUUUGGUACCCGCAUGCGUGGAUGAGGAUCAUCUGCACAAAUUAUCGAUUUUGCAGAGCACGAUCGAGUAUAUCCAACAUCUUAAGGCUAUCUUACCAGCAUCGAUUGCGAAUGCUAAAGUUGGCAAGGCCACAAACAACAAUCCGAAUAAUAAGACCACAGACAUGUUAGAGGCUUUGGGUGGUUCUAUCUCUUCGAAAUCGCCACUGACGCCGCUGAUGACUACGGGCUUGAACCAUAUCUAUGAAAAGCGGAUCAGGAUUGAAAAGCAAGACAUUCGUGCACUCUUAGAGGAUCAUGGUCCAACAGUUCGACAACAGAUAGAACAAAAACAAAAACAAAAGCAUCAGCAACAGCAACACGUAUCGUCGUCCUCACCUUCUUUUUCAUCAGAUGAAGACGCAAAGGAUGGUCUACUGUUAUUAGCUAAUCAAUCGUCCUCCAUCUCAGAGGCAGCAACUGGUGCUUCAUCUGACGAAAGUGGAUCAACUCAUGAAUUUAGACCACGGAAAAAAGGAAAGCAUGAAUAGAUCCAACUAGAUUUCUUUUUUUCUUACUUUUAUAUAUUGUCAUGACUUGCAUUAAACAAUAAAGCAUCAUAUACCAU
Molecule: messenger RNA, 2086 nt
Organism: Lobosporangium transversale
Lineage: Eukaryota; Fungi; Mortierellomycota; Mortierellomycetes; Mortierellales; Mortierellaceae
Exons: 1
Coding region: 210-2009 (599 amino acids)
Cellular component (GO): nucleus
Molecular function (GO): protein dimerization activity; DNA-binding transcription factor activity
Source: RefSeq, a predicted model, not a curated record